Molecule: messenger RNA, 1527 nt
Organism: Talaromyces rugulosus
Lineage: Eukaryota; Fungi; Ascomycota; Eurotiomycetes; Eurotiales; Trichocomaceae
Exons: 3
Coding region: 1-1527 (508 amino acids)
Source: RefSeq, a predicted model, not a curated record
AUGGAUAGCUCUACUCGGACUCUCUCACCCACAUUACCACCGCAAAGCCGGCCUAGCAAUGCGCCUCCAGCAUCGAAGCCUUCGAGAUCAAGAAAACGCUCGGCAGCUGCUACCGGUCAAAAUGGUCAAAACCAAUCGUUUUUCUUCGUUGACUCCAGUUCUUCGACGAAAGAGAAACGUGCCCAUGUGAUGCGUCAUCAUAUUCAAAAUAAGAAAAGACAGAGCACGUCGACAACUCAGGGAGACCGACCGUCACGCCGCGACUCCCGGGGUUAUCCGUGGGUGAAGCGUGAGUCCGUUACUACAGAUGCUGGGGAAACAAACGGAGAAGACGAAUCGCUGCCGCUAACAACACGUGGCUAUCCCGCCGCUUAUGCUGGCAUGAAUCAUCAUGGCAGAGUUACCCGGCUCCCGAGCCCUAGGACAAUGUUGGAUGGCUUACGGGAUGACCCUUUUGCUACCUUGCCGAUGGACAUCAAAGUCACUUGGGACGAGAAUCAACUGUAUGACUUAUGGACUACUCGAUUAAGCUAUUGGUCGGGCCAGAAUAUAAAAAUGAAAGAAAAGGCUUUUCGAGCAGCGAUGCGUCAUCGGGCUUCUUUCGAAGCACUCAUUUUAGGCUACUGUGCUCGAUGGAAGCCCCAUCUAGAUGGCCAGCCGAACGAUGCAAUGAUUCAAUACUACGAUUCUCAAGUGCAAUUUAGCUUGAGUAAUGUGGGCCGCCUAGGUGCCAAUGACUUUGACGACGAUAGCCUAUCACUGACAUUUACUGGACUGAUGUUGCAAGAGGAAAGAUUCGGAGACAAACAUAAGGCACAACAAUACGCCCAACAAGCUAAAAAUGUACAGCUUUACCGAAAAUCGCAGCCGAUGGAUAACGCUUGCCGGUCGCUGCUUUUCUUUAUUCUUUCCAUCAUGAAACCACCAUCUCAGAGCAUCAGUAUGGAUGAGAAACUUCAAAUGGUGGAUUUCUUGCGUACGGGAGACCGGUUCAUGGCAGAGCAUGCAGCCAAGGAAUACCUGCGUGAUGUUCCCCGGCGAGAGAAUACGUUUUACUUCAAUAGUCCCAUCUAUCAGCUAUUAUCUAGCGGGCCUCGGCCCAGCCAAGUUCCACAAGAAAGCCGAAGCUAUGUGGUCAACAAGAAUACGCCAACGAUGGAGUGGUCGCGCACUGCGGCCCUCAUCUAUAUCGUCCUAGCACUAUACAAUUACCGUAGAUCGAAAGACAAAACAGCGCGUUUCCUUGAGCAUCUGCACUAUCUGAUCAGCAAGCAUGACCUUGAGCGCAACCCGGCGUGUGAGUCAUUCAUUUUCUUCCUUGUUGAGGAGAGUUAUGAUGCAGAUUUAAGACAGCCCAACCGGGCUUGGCAAACCAUCGAGCUGCUUAACAUACAUAAGAAACUGCCACCGGACCUGCAGUUUCGGUUCAACGACACGCUUUUGAACUUUUUGAUGCUGGUCCCUCCAGUCUACCCGGUGGAUGACUUUGAGGAAAAGCUCAAUGCUGUCGUCAUCAAGAGGCGGUGA